Messenger RNA from Xyrauchen texanus (razorback sucker), 2917 nucleotides. It is a transcript of the gene apobec2a, whose product is annotated as apolipoprotein B mRNA editing enzyme, catalytic polypeptide-like 2a. The record is from RefSeq and is a predicted model, not a curated record. Gene Ontology annotation, molecular function: cytidine deaminase activity; RNA binding. Gene Ontology annotation, biological process: cytidine to uridine editing. The transcript is spliced from 2 exons. Bases 1023 to 1799 code for a protein of 258 amino acids. Gene Ontology annotation, cellular component: nucleus; cytoplasm. Lineage: Eukaryota; Metazoa; Chordata; Actinopteri; Cypriniformes; Catostomidae.
UGUGUGUGUGUGUGUGUGUGUGUGUCUUGUACUCUGCUUGGGGUCUCUGCUGUUAUUAAUUGAGCACAUGUAGCAUUACUGUUAGCAUUAAUGUUAGUGAGACAGUGAGGAAUUGUUUGAGCAUGAGAUCUGUAUACAGAUUGACUGUUAUUGACUGUAUUAGAGUGACAGUUCUGCCACCGUGUGGAGAGACAUGAAAACUACAACACUUACAAAUUGCCAACCAUGGUAAGUACUUAUGCAAAACAAGUUUCUGCGAUAGAUUUGUGAUGUGUAAAACAAAAUGAAGUGAUAAAUAAUGACAAACUGCACUUAUCAGAGUUAGCAAGAUCCCAUUUAGCAGACCGAUGCCACUUUGUGUGUGUAAACGAGGAAUUGUCAAAUCAAACAAAAUGACGGACUUCAGAGGAUGAAUGGAUGCCAACUCCAACCGUAUGCCAAAUGACCGGCCUCACUGAUCUCUGCCUGCAUCACCUCAUCUAAUGAUGGACUACACUCUUAUAAUGGAGUACAUCGACUCUCAGUGAAUUGCCAACAAAAGCUUCAUCAGCCACCUGUCGUGCACAGCGAGUCACGUGGUCAGAUGCGCAGAUUGGCGGUCUCUGAAGCGGAGGCGACUGAGACUCGUCCUCCGCCACCCGGAUUGAGGCGAGUAACCGCACCACCACAAGGACCUAUUAAGUAUUGGGAAUUGGGCGUGCCAACACUGGGUCAACAACUGACGUAUUUUUCUAAAUGAAAGAGUUUUAGAAUAUGAGACAAAGCUGAUACUUAAAUAAGACAUAAAUCAGCUCAAGUCUCAUGAGCUCUGUAAGAACAACCUCUUGAACCUCUUGUAAGAUUUCGUUUAUCUGUCUUUUCUAUUGCCAGGAGUUCUUUUAAUAGAAUAGGCCAACAGCUGUAGCCCCACACACACACACACACACACACACACACACACACACACACACACACACACACACACACACACUGGUGCUGUUAUAAAUACAGAAGUGUUUGUUUGAGUGUCUUCAGUCUCAGAGAUGGCCGAGAAAAAGAGCAGCAGCAGCGUCAGCUCUCGUCCUACUGUCAAGAGGAAAGAGAGAGCGGACAAUGAGGUAAAGAAAGAAGAAAAAUCUCCAAAAGAAGAAGAAAAACCUGCAGUGAAUGGAAAGAACGUGGCCGCGGAGAACAGUGAGGCCGCGGCGGCGAGUAACGGAGCCGCAGCAAACGGGGAAAAUGACGAGAAACCGGAACCCAUGGAGCUGCCACCGUUUGAAUCGAUCACGGGGGAUCGAAUGGACCCCUUCUUCUUCAAAUUCCAGUUCAAGAACGUCGAAUACUCCUCCGGGCGCAAUAAAACCUUCUUGUGCUAUCUGGUGGAUCAGGGUCCCGGUGCCGACGGUCUCCUCAGAGGCUACAUAGAAGACGAGCACUCGGGCGGUCACGCCGAGGAGGUAUUUUUCCAACAAAUCCUGCCCAACUACGACCCCGCCCUCAAAUACACCAUCACCUGGUACAUGUCGUCCAGUCCGUGCGCCGCCUGCGCCGGCAAACUGGCGGACAUCCUGAAAUCUCUGAAAAACGUGAAACUGGCAAUCUUCUCCGCGCGGCUCUUUGAGUGGGAGGAGCCAGAGAUUCAGGCGGGGCUAAAGGCACUGGUGGGCGUCGGCUGUAAACUGCGCAUGAUGAAGCCGCUGGAUUUCUCGUACACCUGGGACACGUUUGUCGAGAGCGACGAGCAGCAGUUCAUGCCGUGGGAGGACUGUCAGGAAAAUUACGAGUACUAUCAAGAGAAACUGGCCGAUAUACUUCAGUGAUAAAGAGUAAGAGAAGUUACAAGCUACUCGUCAUUUAAAGUAGUCAAACGACUCUUAGUUGCUAAUAAAAAGUAGCCAAGUCCAUUGAAGUUCCUCAUGGUGGCAAUAUCUUUUAAAUGAUAUAACUAUCCGCUUUCAUAAGCCAUAUUUUUCCAGCACAAUGGCAAUAAGGGUUGUUGAAUAAAUGACAUCAAUUAUGGUGACACCAGCCCGUCUGGCACCAACAAUCAUCCAUUUGAUUAUCUAAUCGGCCAAUCGUGUGGCAGCAGUGCAUAAAGUCAAGCAGAUACGGGUCAGGAGCUUCAGGCUGUCAAAGCCAAGGUGAUAUACCUGCAGGCCGGAGACCUCCAAAUGGGUUUGGAAUCUCUGAAAGAGGGCGGAGUUACCAACCGACUACAUUUUAUAUGAAAUUGUUUCCAACUGAUACUUUUAGUAAUUCAUUAAAAAUAUAGCAUUGAUAUUUACCAUGUCUCCGUUCGCCAUCUUGAUUGAAAAGGUGUAACUCAUUACCAUGAUUUUUGGGCUAGUCUUAAUGCUGUUGAAAUGAGGCAUCAUUAGAGGGUAGACAGACAAAUGGGUUUUAAGACGCAUCCAUUUUCUCUCUCUUAUGGCGGACAUCAUGACACACUGUACGGUGUAGUGUCGAGUCAGCGGGCUCAUUUGAUGACUCGGGUUUCAAUUUUUUGGCAAGUGCACAAACUCAUUUCAACGUCUGGUCAACAUGUUCAGAGAAUGAUUAUGAUGAGACGUGCCACUGAGAGAUGAAUGGGUGAAAUCAACACUCAAUAAGGCGGUUGCAGGAAUGCUCUACAGCGCACAUUAGCAAGACUAGCCUGACAAACGUUUAGCAUGAACUAAAGAACCAUAAUUUAUGAUACAGUACUGAUGUCAUCUGACGUUUACUGAUAUAUGUUAUUGAAAAUGUGACAUUUUAACCAACCGUCAAAAUCUGCCGUAAUAAUAUUAUAUAUCAAUAUUAUUUUCCAUUUUCAUUGAGUUUUAUUAACCAACAUCAGUCCUGAUCAAAACUACCAAAUAUUCAUUCAUUUUCAGGAUUUUAACCCAUUAAAUGCCAGUUUGUUUACACACACACACACACACACACACACACACACACA